Molecule: messenger RNA, 1175 nt
Organism: Neopsephotus bourkii (Bourke's parrot)
Lineage: Eukaryota; Metazoa; Chordata; Aves; Psittaciformes; Psittacidae
Product: protein CutA homolog
Exons: 6
Coding region: 63-566 (167 amino acids)
Biological process (GO): response to metal ion
Molecular function (GO): copper ion binding
Source: RefSeq, a predicted model, not a curated record
GGAGGAGGAGCCAGCGCUGGCUGCGGGCAGCGCUCCCAGCUCGGGGCAGCGCAGGUGGAGCGAUGGGAGCCGCGGACAUGGAGGGGCUGAGCCAGCGCUGCCCGCUGCUGCCCGCUGCCCAGGGCUGCCCCCGCGCGGGCCGCGCCGCCCUGCUGCUGGCGGUGACUCUGUCGUUGCUGAUGUACCCGGUGCUGAGGAGUCUCACUCUUCAGCUGCACUCUGCCAUCACUGGCAGCUACAUCUCUGGGACUCACUCCAUUGCCUUCAUCAACUGCCUCAACGAGCAGAUUGCCAAGGAUAUUGCAAGGGCCAUCAUGGAUAAGAAGCUGGCUGCCUACGUGAACAUCCUGCCCAAGAGCUCAGCCUUGUAUUUCUGGGAAGGGGAACUGGAGGAAUCCACUGAAAUACUGCUGUUGGUGAAAACGAGGACAUCGAAAAUAGGUGAACUAUCCAACUACGUCAGAUCCAUCCAUCCCUUUGAAAUUCCCGAAACCAUCAGCCUGCCUAUUGACCAAGGAAACCCUCUCUACCUCAGAUGGCUGGAGGAGAGUGUCCCACAGGACUAACUGAGAAGUACAGAACACCAGGUAAAACGUGCUGAGCCCCGCUGGUCUCCCUGUGCGGGCUGACACUAGGAAGCAGUUUGUAUCUUCACGGGUUUGCUAAUAACACAGAAACUCGGGAUUGGGAAUAUCAUUUGCACUCAAAACCUCCCCUCCUUGGCCUGACCCUGUGCUCCAGGAUGCACCGAGCAGCCCAGAGGCAGCAGAAUGUGGCCGGGCACCCCGCAAUGCGCUGGCUCACACCCUGUGCUGCUGCCAUGCAAUGUGCUGGUUCGAGUCCUACAGAAUCCAAGGGAACAGCAGACCUAAGCAGAUGCCACAAGGAUUUACCAGGAGCUGCAAGCAGCACACACACUGACCCCACCCGCCGAGCUGGGCUGAGCUAGGAUGAGAUGAGCAACAUCCAUGGCCAGUUCAGGGACAGCAAGUGAGCAGGACCGGGACAUCACCAGCCCUGCAUCCCCUACCCAUGCCUCAACAGUGGCUUUCUACCCAGGCCAUGUUUAACCUUGCAAAAAGAUGCUCACAUUAAUAGUUUAAUGGGAUAUAACUUAUGGAACAGGAUCAAGUUGUUUGUGUGACUGGGAAGGGAAUAAACAGCAGUUUUUCUUA